AUGCCAGACGACAGCAAAGUCAUGUCGUCCGCCGACAUCGAGGACACACAUUCCGUCAAGAUGGGAGAAGUUUCCUCAGCCAACGUUGAUGUGGCGGCUGCCUAUGCUCAUCAUCUCACGGGGGAGAAUGCGUAUACAAGAAAAGAAGCGACACGCUUGCGAUGGAAGCUAGACCUGCGUCUUGUGCCUUUGCUCUGGUUCAACAUCACGCUGGGCGCUAUGGACAAAGUGACGACAGCUACAGCGGCCUUGUACGGCUUCCGAGCUGAUACUGGCUUGACUGGAGAUAGAUACAGCUGGGUCGGCAGUGCAUUCUAUUUCGGUUAUCUGUUCUGGUGCCUACCGAGUGGCAGCCUCCUCCAACGCUUCCCGAUCGCCAAACUAAUGUUUGUCGUCCAACUCCUCUGGGGCUGCAUUCUCAUCGCGACUGGCUUUGCCAACAACUUCCCCACGCUUAUCGCACUUCGUGUCCUUCUUGGAGCCCUUGAAGCGCCCAUUGUACCCGGCAACUUCCUCAUCAUCAGCAUGUGGUACCCGCGACGUGAGCAACCUCUUCGAACCGGCUUGAUGUAUACGGGUCUUUCUGUGUGCUUCACUGGCCCAAUCGGAUACGGUAUCGGAUUCCUAGCAGGCGAACAUCAAUGGCGCGCUAUGUUCUGGAUCACAGGCGCAAUGACUAUUGUAUGGGCUUGUGUGAUCGGUAUCUUCUUACCCGACAAUCCUGUCAAGGCGAAGUUCGUCAGCGAGCGACAAAAGGCCAUCGUAAUUGACAAAAUCCGGCAAGAUCAGACGGGAGUGGAGAACAAAACGUUUAAGAAAGACCAGAUGAUUGAAGCCUUCCUUGAUCCUAAGACGUGGCUGAUGUUCUUCUUUCAUAUCUGGAUCAGUAUUCCGAACGGAGGUUUGACGAACUUCACGCCUCUCAUCAUCAAAGGUCUCGGCUACUCGUCUCAACGCUCGACGCUCCUCACAAUGCCUACCGGUAUCUUGCAGACCAUAGCGUCAUACGUUUGCAAUGGCGGGGUAUUCCUGACUGCGAAGUAUCUUCCGGCAAAACAAUUACGUACCGCUUGGGUCAUGUUCGGUAUCAUCGUCGGUAUGAUCUCAGCAGUCUUCCUAUACGUCCUGCCGCUCGACAACUACAACGGGCGUCUCGCAGCGUUAUACUGCUCCUAUUUCUACCUCGGACCCUAUAUCGUUGCCCUCGGUAUCAACACGGCAAACACUGCGGGCCAUACGAAGAAAGUCACUGUCAAUGCGCUGGUUUUUAUCGCAUACUGUAUCAGCAACAUCAUCGCGCCCCAAUUCUUCAAGGCCGACCAGGCACCGCUGUAUCCACUUGGUAUGGGUGCUGUGCUGGGAAGCUAUGUUCUUUCGAUGAUCACCAUCGCUAUGUAUGCGACGUAUUGCUGGUAUGAGAACCGCAGACGAGACCGCAUCGACUCUGAUAAGGGUGGAAGGGUGCACGCAGAUACUGACUUCCGCGACUUGACUGACAAGCAAAACGUGCACUUUCGAUAUGUAUGUAUCAUGCCAAAACUCGACAUAUCCGUUCAAGAUGAGCAGAAGGCUUUCGAAGCUGAUGUAGCUGCUAUCGAAAAGCAAUGGAGCUCUGCAAGGCAAUCGCAUUUGAAGCGACCAUACACUGCAAGCACUAUAGCCGCGCUUCGUACUUCCAUCCCCGCUCCCUCGGAAGCCUCCUCGAUCCAGGCCAUCAAGCUUUGGGAGCAGCUUAACGCCCACAACAAAGCCGGCACGUGCGAGUUGACAUUCGGUACCACCGAUCCGGUAGCCGUUUCGCAGAUGGCCAAACAUCAGCAGACUGUCUACGUAUCCGGUGCUUUAUGCGGAUUCUCGGAAGUCGCACUCCCCGGAAUGGACCACGCCGACUACCCUUGGGAUACCGUGCCGAAGGUUGUUUCCAAGAUCUUCAAGAGCCAGCUUUGGCACGACCAGCGCCAACGACAGUACCGGUUGCGACAUCCGAUUGAGGACCGUGAAAAGCUGGAGAACUGGGACUACAUGGCGCCAAUCGUCGCGGAUGGCGACAUGGGCUUCGGUAGCCUGACGAGUACGAUGAAGAUGGCGCGCGAGUUCGUGGACGCCGGUGUAGCAAUGAUACACAUUGACGACCUUGCUAUUGGGAUGAAGAAGUUUACUGUUGGUCAAGGGCGUACUAUUGUGCCGACGCAAGAGUACCUGGAUCGCUUGACAGCUGUGCGGAUGCAAUUCGAUGUCAUGGGUGCGGAGACGCUACUGCUAUGCCGCUGCGACACGGACCAUGCCGAGUUCAUCACCAGUGUCGUCGACGAGCGCGACCACGAGUAUGUGCAGGGGGCGACAAAGAAGGUGGAGCCGUUACAGAAGUGUCUUGCGGCUGCGCAGAUGAAGGGGCAAGAUUUGAAGGCUGCGCGGAACGAGUGGAAGGCAAAAGCGGGGAUGAAGACUUUCGAUGAGGCUGUUGAGACCGUUGCGUCGAAAGAAGAGUUUGCCGCUUACAAGGCGGAGCUUUCGAAACGACAGGUUGCUUCUCUGUCAGACCGUCGCGACAUCGCAAACAAGACCGUGAAACAGGAAGUGUUCUUCGACUGGGAGCUGUCGCGAUCAGCAAUGGGACAAUACAUGAUCAAGAGCUGUGUCAAGGGUAUCGUCGAGCGUGCCAUCGCCGCUGCGCCACUCGGAGACGUGACCUGGGCGCGUAUGGACUCUCCGAACUGGGACGACAUCGUCGAGUUCCACACCGAAGUUCGCAAAGCGUAUCCAGAUCGGCUCUUUGCCUUUGGCUACACCGGUGACUACGACUUUGCGAAAGCCGGGUUCAGUGAUGACCAGGUUAAGAAUCUUCAUCUCGAUCUUGCCAAGCUAGGCAUCGUGUGGCAGGUCCAGCCGAUCUGGAGUCUGCAAGGUCUGAACAUGGUGACGGAGCAAUUUGCGAAGAUGUGGCAGGACCAAGGUAUCGCUGGCUACUUGAAGUCGGUGCAAGGCCCAGCUCUUAGCUCAAAACCUAUGACUGAUGGGUUUGAGAAGUUGAGUUAUUGCGGUGGAUAUUUGGCGGAUGCUUUCUUCGAGACGGUCGCGGGGGAGUCUAUCGUAGACAAGGGCAAAGCAGCGUAG
Molecule: messenger RNA, 3114 nt
Organism: Alternaria triticimaculans
Lineage: Eukaryota; Fungi; Ascomycota; Dothideomycetes; Pleosporales; Pleosporaceae
Exons: 6
Coding region: 1-3114 (1037 amino acids)
Biological process (GO): carboxylic acid metabolic process; transmembrane transport
Molecular function (GO): transmembrane transporter activity; isocitrate lyase activity
Source: RefSeq, a predicted model, not a curated record